This is a messenger RNA of Ostreococcus tauri, 1056 nucleotides long. Its product is annotated as 4-diphosphocytidyl-2C-methyl-D-erythritol kinase. The record is from RefSeq and is a predicted model, not a curated record. The transcript has a single exon. Gene Ontology annotation, molecular function: 4-(cytidine 5'-diphospho)-2-C-methyl-D-erythritol kinase activity; ATP binding. Bases 1 to 1056 code for a protein of 351 amino acids. NCBI's taxonomy places the organism in Eukaryota, Viridiplantae, Chlorophyta, Mamiellophyceae, Mamiellales, Bathycoccaceae. Gene Ontology annotation, biological process: terpenoid biosynthetic process.
AUGUCGCUCGCACGCGCGUCGUCUCUGAGCGCCCAAACGUCCGCGCGCGCGCACACGGGACGUAAAAAUCGCACACAAAACUAUCCGUCCCGAAGCGAUCGUUCAGUCACUCGCAUCACCCCGCGCGGGUCGCUCGCGCGGGCGCUCGCGGCGGACGGCAUCGACGUCCGAGAGUACUUCUCGCCGUCGAAGAUCAAUCUCUUCCUGAGAAUCACCGCUCGAAGACCGGAUGGGUUCCACGAGUUGGCGUCGCUGUUCCACGUCGUCGACCUGGGCGACGGGAUGAAGUUUGCAAAGUCGUCGAGCGAGACGAAGGACACGCUGAUCUGUUCGGACGCGAGCAUACCGACGGACGAGAGUAAUUUAGUGAUCAAGGCGUUGAAUCUGUUCAGAAAGAAGACGGGGAUCGAGCAGUACUUUUGGGUGGAGCUGGAUAAGAGAGUGCCGCACGGCGCGGGUUUGGGCGGCGGAAGCGGAAACGCGGCGACGACGCUCUUCGCCGCGAACGAGCUCUGUGGGAACCCGGCGAGUGAGGCGGAGUUGUUGGAGUGGAGUGGGGAGAUUGGGAGUGAUAUCUCGGUGUUCUUUUCCAACGGUGCGGCGUAUUGCACGGGGAGAGGGGAAAUCGUGGACAACGUCGAGCCGCCGUUGGAUCUCGGGACGAAGAUGCUCUUGGUGAAACCGCCGAUGGGAUGUUCAACGCCAGCGGUGUUCAAAGCCUUGGACCUCGACUCACGAUCGACCGCGGAUCCGCUGGAACUGUUGAAGCGAAUCGGGAGCGAUGGGUGCUCGGAAGCGGUGUGCAUUAACGAUCUCGAAGCGCCCGCGUUCAAGGUUCUCCCGGAGCUCGCCGAGUUAAAGGCGGAGCUCACCGAGGCGACCAAGGACAAGGGAACGGUGGUGUUCAUGUCAGGAAGCGGGAGCACUAUCGUGAUCAUCGGUGACGAUGACGUUCCCGCGUUCGUCGCCGCGGACGAGACGUUGUUCAAGGCGCCGACGCGAUUGAUCACGAGGAAGAGCGGUGAGUGGUACGCGCCGACGCUCGAGCGAAAGUGA